This is a messenger RNA of Poecile atricapillus (Black-capped chickadee), 2643 nucleotides long. Its product is annotated as serine/threonine-protein kinase PAK 3-like. The coding region runs from base 1 to 1854 and encodes 617 amino acids. The transcript has 15 exons. Gene Ontology annotation, biological process: regulation of actin cytoskeleton organization; intracellular signal transduction; regulation of axonogenesis. Gene Ontology annotation, cellular component: cytoplasm. The record is from RefSeq and is a predicted model, not a curated record. NCBI's taxonomy places the organism in Eukaryota, Metazoa, Chordata, Aves, Passeriformes, Paridae. Gene Ontology annotation, molecular function: ATP binding; protein serine/threonine kinase activity.
AUGAUUGAGCAGCUCGCUGCUGCCGUUUGCACCCUUUAUGGCAUUGGCUAUUCCGGCUAUUACCUGACCAACCUGGCACGUCAUCUGACCCGUGUGUUCAGAGGUGCCGAUCCUGAGAGCCCAGAACCAAGAGCAGACUCUCCUGUGGCUCCCUCUGCUCCUGGAGAAGAGGCCAAAGAGGAGCAAAAUGAGCAAAAGGAGCACGAGCCUCCAGCUGUGGUCACAGCCCAGCCUGACCAUCCCCAGACAGUCCUUCCAGAGAAAGAGCAGGAGCAGAUUGUUUUAUCAGGGAGGCCGUGCCAGACUGAGGGAGAGCUGUUCCCAGCCCAAGAGCAGGAAGAGCAGCUGGGGCAGCAGGUGGAAGAGCCACUGGAGAAUGGCCAGAACAUCAAGGCAGAGCCCCAAGCAGAGCUGCCCGAAGCUCAGAGGGCCAUCAUGGCAGUGAAGAGGAGGCACGAGGAAGACAGGAGAAACAUCCAGGAGGAGAUGAAUCUCCAUUGGCAGAGAGAAAAUCAACAAAACCAGGUGAGUGAAAGAGUGGCAGACACUCCACUCACAGAAAUUCCUCUCUCUGGUUCCUCACAGGCCUCCGAGGAGAAGCUGCUGGCAGAGCUGCAGGAAACUGAGGCUAGGAUCAGGGCAAGGGAGAAGAGGCUGGAGGAAGAAAGGAAAAUCAUCCAAGAGAAAUUUAAUCUCCUCGCUCAGAAGCAAGAGGCUCUAGAAAAUCGAGUGGACGUGUUGAUAUCUCACCUGGCAGCCUGCGAAGGCUUCCAGCAAAUGCCUGGUGAUGAAGAGCCCCAAGGUCGGCGGGAGGCACAGAUCUACACAGGUUCUUCCAUUGAAUCUGCUGCAGCAGCAGCGGCAGCAGCAUCUAAAGGAGCCUUUGUUCCCCAAGCUGAGCAGUGGAGCCCGGGCAGUUUGUCCAUUUCCAGCAGUGACACAUCUGCUGCUCAGCUACAGGAGAGCCAGGGAGACUUCCUGGAGCAACUGAGGAGAAUGGUGAACAAGGAAAAUCCCGUCACAAAAUACAUUGAACUGGAAAGUCUUGGCAGCGGGGGUUUUGGAGAGGUUUCCAGAGCACUUGACACUGCCACAGGAGGAGAGGUGGCCAUAAAGAAAAUAAGUGUGCAAGGAGUGAGGAGGACACAACUAACCAUGAAUGAAAUCAGGAUCAUGGAGAGUAAUAGGAGUCCCAGGGUCGUGAAUUACUUAGCCAGCUACCUUGUGCAUGAGGAACUCUGGCUGGUGAUGGAGUACAUGGACGGAGGCACUCUGAGAGAUCUCAUCGACGAGGCUCAAAUGUCUGAAGAAGAGAUUGCAGCUGUCAGUCGGGAGUGCCUGCAAGGACUGGAUUUUCUUCACUCCAACCAUGUGAUCCAUCGAGAUGUGAAGAGCAAGAACAUCCUGCUCAGAACCGACGGCUCUGUCAAGCUGGCUGAUUUUGGCCUUUCUGUUCAGCUCACCCCUGAGAAAAAUCAACGGUGCUCAGUGAUCGGGACUCCUUGGUGGAUGGCACCUGAAGUGGUGAAGCGUCAACCAUACGGCCCCAAAGUGGACGUGUGGUCUUUUGGAAUUGUGGCAAUUGAAAUGGCCGAACAAAAAACUCCUUAUGACAGUUUCACUGCUCGAUCGGCUAAAUACCACAUAGCCACAAAAGGGACCCCACAGCUGCGGCAGCCCGACCAAUUCUCGCCUUUGCUGCGUGACUUCCUGAGCUGCUGCCUGCAGAAAGGCGAGGCGCAGCGCUGGUCUGCCAAGGAGCUGCUGCAGCAUCAAUUUAUAACAUCGGCCAUGCCUGGGUCCAGCCUGGCACCACUCAUUGUUGCAGUGAAGAAGUGGAAGGAGGAGAUAUGAAUGCGCCAAUCAAUUUCAAACUGUUUUUUCCAUGCUCAACUUAGAGUAGGAUUGUAGUGUAGGAUUGUAGAGUAGGACUGUAGUGUAGGAUUGUAGUGUAGGAUUGUAGAGUAGGACUGCAGUGUAGGAUUGUAGUGCAGGAUUGUAGAGUAGGACUGCAGUGUAGGAUUGUAGUGCAGGAUUGUAGAGUAGGAUUAUAAAUAAAGUAACUGAUACCUCAACUCCUUUGGAACAUUUCUCUCCUUCUGACCCUGUGAGAAAGCUCAGCAUUUCCUCCUGAAUUGUCAGUUUUUUCUUAGAGGUGGAAAGUGACAUUGAUGGCUUCUUUGGUACAGUUUGUAAGGGGGGAAGGCUCCUCUUCAUUCAUCCUCUCCAGACCACACUGCCUUUGCAAUAUGGCCAACUGGCCAAGUUUUGCCCAGCUGUGGCAUUUCUAUUUGAGGCAGAAACAGCAAUGGCAUUUGCAGGAAAAACCAAAGGAGGAGCGGUGCAACGCAAACAUCCUGUGCAGAUGCAGGCUGUGCAGAUGUGACUCGAGAACAUUUGGGUUCCUGCCACUUGGAUUUGUAUCCCUAAGAGAAAUCUCUUUGGCUGGAGGAGAGUCUUGCUGAAGAGAGAAAGCAGAAAGAGCAGUGAGGGUGCUGUGCAAGGUCUCCUGUGGUGCAGAGCUGUCAGCGACUGUGAGGUGAGAGCGGGCCCGGCCUUGGCCAGGCUGGAGCCCCAGCAGAGCCCUGGCAGAGCCCGGAGAAGCCUGAGCCUCGACAGAGGCAGGCUGGAAGGAGGCCCUUG